Hyla sarda is the source of this 899-nucleotide messenger RNA. RefSeq names its product family with sequence similarity 162 member A (gene FAM162A). The coding region runs from base 106 to 543 and encodes 145 amino acids. Gene Ontology annotation, cellular component: mitochondrion. Gene Ontology annotation, biological process: cellular response to hypoxia; neuron apoptotic process; positive regulation of release of cytochrome c from mitochondria. The transcript has 5 exons. NCBI's taxonomy places the organism in Eukaryota, Metazoa, Chordata, Amphibia, Anura, Hylidae. The record is from RefSeq and is a predicted model, not a curated record.
GGCUCAUGGCGCGGCCCUCGGCAAUAUCUUAUUGGCUGUCAUCUCCGGGGCGGGGCAUUACAGUAGUGACGUCACCGUGGGCUCUGACAUUGAGUAGGGCAGAAGAUGUUGGGCGCAGUGCUCAGGAGCGGCGGCGUGCGCCUAUUGGCUGGGAGAUCAGCGGCGAUCAGGAUAUCACAGGCUCCGGCCCCUCAGGUCCUGGUGAGCGGGAGAUGGUGGUGCAGCAAACCGGAGGGGAACAAAUCCGAAGGUCCCUCCUUGAAGAUUCCCGGUCACCGACCGAGCGACUUCGAGAAGAAGAUCCUGAUCUGGGGCGGACGAUACAAGAACCCGGCUGAGAUCCCUGAACUUGUGUCCUACGAGGCCGUGGACGCUGCCAAGAGCAAAGUGAGAGUCAAGUUCGCAAUCCUGAUGAUGUUCCUGACCAUAAUGGGCUGCGUCCUGAUGGUGAUCUCCGGGAAACAGGCGGCGCGGCAGCAGGAGUCUCUGGCCAAGAUGAACCUGGAGAAGAAGGCGCGGCUGAGGGCCGAACCCGAAAAGUAGUGAUCUGAGGACGCACGGGAACCCACGUGUAGAAUGUAGUGACGUCUGUUCCGCACAUGUGAUCAAAUAUUCUAGGUACUGUAGUCAUGGGGGUCCGGUACACCACAGGAGGGGGUCCGCACAGAAUGGAGCACCACAAGGCCCAGCCGCUCCACCGAACACCUGCAGUAAAAACCCUUCAUCUUCUAGGCUGCCGUGUCGAGGGUCCUGGACCCCCAUGAUGAGGUGUAUGGGUUGGAGAGGCUCCUGCAGUAUUACGUUUUUGGGUAGGGGGCGCUGUGGGGUCUGUCUAUCCUGAUAUUUACGUUGAUCACUGGUUUAUGACUUGUGCAAAAUAAAUGAACCCUUCACCCCAA